This is a messenger RNA of Pomacea canaliculata, 3303 nucleotides long. RefSeq lists its product as uncharacterized. Lineage: Eukaryota; Metazoa; Mollusca; Gastropoda; Architaenioglossa; Ampullariidae. The record is from RefSeq and is a predicted model, not a curated record. The coding region runs from base 354 to 1223 and encodes 289 amino acids. The transcript has 6 exons.
CGCCAGCAUCAGACGUGGACAUCAGCGGAGGAAGAGGGUCGCCGACGUCGUCCACGAGCGGGCUGCACGUGCAGGCGGCGCAGGACGCGGAACACGCCAUCUAUUUCCGCGACGACGAGCUGUAUGUCUCCAACCCCCUCGGUGACGACAGCAGUGACGAGAGCUUCAACGACUCCUCGGACGACCAGGACGAGGACUACGCCGGCAGUGACGUCGAUGAUGAUGAUCCAGAAAUCAAAGAAAACAGCUACGAGGCUGUGAAGGGGACGUCACCGUGUGACAGUGUUAUAGAAGGGGAGAAAACACCAGACAAGGACUCGGACGCAAGAUCAGACGAGCAGGCAAGGCAACAGAUGGCGCCUGCUUCACUCGCCCGCGCGACCGUGACCCCUGCCCCGAUCAAAUCGAAAACAGAAAAACCCAAACUAAAGCCAGGGAAUGGACAGGCCAAGAGAUUUAAGAACAUUUACGGAUCUUCCCCUCGAGGUGCUGCAGGAUCCCAAAGGACGAAGAAAGGAAUGAAGAGCCUUGAGGGCAGACAACCAGCGACCAUCCGAGAUUCCAAGAGUUCUAAGGAGCAGCCUGGAAACGAUCACACACAAAACAACACCCCAGUGAAAGUCGACAAACAUUUCAGUUCUGGUGCUGUGCGCAGAGACGAGGAGACAUCCAACCAACUUGAAGGCCGCAGACAGCGCGUGUUGAGGCGGCGGCUGUGGAACGCAUGUCAGCGCCGCCAGCGAGAAGACAUCCAGCGGGCUGUAGCCAGAUACGAGAGGGGAGGCUAUCCACCUUGUGCGGAUUUAGCCGAGGCCAAACGCCUGCUUGUCUUCUUCCAGCUGAGAGAUGCUUUAGUGGAAGCGAUCGAAUGCAAAGAUCCCGAGAGAAUCAACAACGGCCUGAGAGAUGUUGAGCUCGGAGGGAUUUGGUGGGGACCUGGCCGCCCUGUGCAAGAAGGCUCGCUCCCUCCUGAACCCCCACAAGGGGCAAAACAAACUUCUGGCUGUGGCCGAGGCGGACGUGCGCACUCUGCUGGAGAUCCGGGGCUACCGGUGUCCGCCGGAAGUGGUGCACCACGUGGUCAUCGCCACAUUGUUGUUACUAGGCGUUCACGAAGGCCUAACAAAGAAAUGGCGGCACUGCCAGAGGCGGGUCCACGUCUUGGGGCCUCACGGCAUCCACCGCAAGAUGUUGACCAUCGAGCCGGACUGCGUGCACCCUGAGAUUGCUGCGCGUGCCAAAGUUCUUCUGGAAGAGCAUUCUCUGCAGGAAGCCAACAGCGCAGGUCCCGCAGUGGCCGCGGUGCUAAGAUGGGCCAUGGACGUCAUAAAAAGUGUGGAGGAAGCAGCAUCAGAGGCUGAGGGGUACUUCAUGAUGGAGGAGGCACGGCAAGCGUGCAAGCCGCCAGCAGGCAGCGCCAGAAGCAGAUUUUCCGACAGCAGGCGCAGCUAACAUCCGGGGAACAGACCAGUGGCCAGAAGUCUGCGCAUGCGCACCGCGACCGUAGAGGAAUGAAGACCUCACAGCCCAAGACCGAAGACCGUGGCAAGUCCUCCAGGUCCUCCAGCAGACACACCCCAGCACCACCAGAAGUGCAUCGCAGAAACGCUCUUCAACCAAAGCAGACGAGAGGAAGUCACGUGAUGGCAAGAGGCCCACCACAGUCCCAGCGCCUCAAAUCUCCCGAAACCGAGACACUGCGAAAAGAAAUCCUAAUGUGUAUGAAAAUCCCGUGUGUGGGACAAAGGACCGAGUGUUGGUCCGCAAACGAGAGGCAAAAGCAGGGAAAAGAAAGUUAUUCAGACGGAGAAGAAAAACCUAGCACAGAGCAGCAAAACAGUUGAUUCCGACCAUCAUUCACUUCAACCACGGAGCAAUGGCCAUCAUCUCCAACCACAGCAGCAACAUCAAAGUCAUGACACCCUGCAACAAGGCCAGGCCUUGGCUCGACAUCUCAACCAGAACUGAGAGAUACAGACACACAUGCACGAGCUCCGCUGACCACCGACUCACCAACGGACAAAGACAAGACUCUCGCAGCUGCAUCAUCACAGGCUGACGAGCAGGACUGCAGGAGCGAGAGCAGACCGGAACCGAGAGAAUGCGCAGAACAGGAAGUGAAAGUCGGUAAACAGGAAGUGGGUGAGGAUCGGUCCUCCACUUCGCACAGUGCCGGCUUUCAGCCCUCGCUCAAGUCACCGUCGCAGGCAAGCGUGUCCUCACAGAACCGACCUCGGAGGUCAGAGGUGAAGGGUGGAGAGAGACCCACAGCCGAGCGUUGGCGUCGCCUCCAGAAAAGCCAACCCCAAGGCGCCUCAACCGAUUAUCUUCCACAGCUCCUUCUACCCCAUCAGCAACGAUGACGACGAUGCACAGGACCGGCACAACGGCUACACAUGACGAUGCAAGAUGUUCUGAUACUAAUUUCCCUAUAGAGGGGGAGGAGAGGGGAACAAUCUUUCCCAACCUCUCUGCAAUCCCAGUAGUUGGGUCGACUGAGGGAAGUUCGUUGCUACACGGAUAUCGAAACGGCCCACCUCCCGUUCGGACACCUGUCCUCUACCCACUCAAAUAUACUCUUCCAGGGAAGAGAAAGACAAGAUUUUGAACGAGAUCGCUUAUCAGGAAUCAUAAGACAUUCUGUUGGAUAGAUAUUAUACAAACAUAAUUUAUAAUAUAUAUAUUUAUCACUUUACUUACAAAAUACCUGGUAAUAUAUAAUGAUCAUGUCCAUUUAAAAAAAUUUAACAGUGAAGCACUAGGAAAUGAGGAGAAUAUUAGUCUUGCACCUAGUGAUCCCCGGGAACAGAUCGCUUAUCAAGUUUGAAAGGCGCGGUAGUUCUCUGGUGAAUGGGGAUGACUUCAACUCUGGUUCGAUUCUCGCUCUGGGCGAUUGAUUGCAGAUCACUGGGCCUAGACGUUCACGCACCUUAGGGUGGACACAAAGAUGGGCACUGAAGGCUACUGAAGCUCCCGGGCCUGUUGCUACUUAACUAUAAGAUCUUCUUUCUUGUACAGAACUUUCUUGUACUGAGACUUGUGCAGGAAAAUAAGUCACGAUAAAUCACGUGACAGACGUGGUUGCUUUGACCGUUAACUGACUGCGGUUUAUGGGCAACUGAAUGAGAUACGUGCGGGUCAUUCCGCAACUCCCACCAACAGUGAUUUGUUUUAAAUGGAGGCUAACAUCAGAUGCAGCUUAUUUUCUGUUCAGAAAUUUUCAGAUAGCCAAGACAUACAUAUUUUCUGUAAAAUAUGUUAAAACUGUUAUCCGAAGACCUCAUUAAAUGAGUGAUUCUCCGC